Molecule: messenger RNA, 3299 nt
Organism: Stegodyphus dumicola
Lineage: Eukaryota; Metazoa; Arthropoda; Arachnida; Araneae; Eresidae
Biological process (GO): regulation of transcription by RNA polymerase II; cell differentiation
Cellular component (GO): nucleus
Molecular function (GO): DNA-binding transcription factor activity, RNA polymerase II-specific; RNA polymerase II cis-regulatory region sequence-specific DNA binding
Source: RefSeq, a predicted model, not a curated record
AAACUGAUGUACUGCGGUGUGCUAUAAAAGCGUUUUGAAUACUUAGCAAGAAGAGCAAAUGUUGUCACAUCUUCUCAAGUUUUACUCUAUAACCAGUAUUUGCGAUUUGUUACAAGCAUAAAUCAUUUUCAUAUAUCCUCUAAGACAAGCGUGGGUUCACUGUACUUUUUAAGUUUUGUUUAGAAAUAAAUUCGCUUUGACUCAUGAAGUGAAAAAUACACAAAUAAACUGGGUAUUUAUGCAACAUCUACAGAAUGGACGAAUUUGAAAAGCUAAUAGAAAUUUUAGAAGUGUACCUCCUACAACAUUUGAUAUUCAGCAGUGAGUUUUACAUCUUUCUGACAAACAAAUAUCCUAUGAAUAAAAUAAUUAUCAUAUGAGUGGAAAAAUUCUAUGUAUGUUUUCAAAAGUGAAAGACUUGCAUAACCCCGAAAAUUGUGAAGCUGAAUUAUGAACUCUUGAUACAACACAAAUUAGAUAUAAUAAUGCUCAAAAAAAGAGGAUGCAAUUUAUUUAUCACUGAUGUUUAUAUUUCUGUAAAACGUGCUUCGCAUUUAAAAAUAAAAGUAAAAAUAAAAAAUAAAAAAAUAAAAUCCUACUUUUUUUCCCUCAGCGUAGGAGCGGAAAAUGUUCAUAUCCUGCAAAAAUAUUAUGCACCUAAGCCGUGAUGGAUGACACUACUCUGUUUGAAUGGCAUUGCAAUUGUUUGAAGGGUACCAGUGAACUACUUGUUUGAACUCUGUUUCUACAUAAAGUUUUGCUUUUAAUCUGCAGUUGGAUGCUAUUGCAAAUUUAACAUCUGCUACAGACUUACACAAUGAUUCUUCAGUUCCAUCUCGGUCUUCAGUAAGCUCUGUACUUCCUUCAAAUCAAACUACACCACUAAUGGGUCGUAUGUCUCCCAGUAAAGCAUCUCCGGAGCCCUCACUUAUGGACCACGCAACUUCUGAUGCUUUAUCAGUUGUAGGCAUUGACAGCAUCGAGCAAUAUUCGUCAUCAUCAGAAGAAGGUAGUAUCGAUAUUUGCAACCGUGUCAUUGACAAGGACUCGCUAUCAUCACCUUUGACAUCUUUGAAUAUGCGAGCAACUACGUCCACGCUCGAGUCUUCCAACCCAAAUAACAGUGCCAGUGAUACCGACAAGGGAGAAGAGUCUAGCAGCGGUGGUCAAGGAGACAAUUUGCCUCAAAAAAAGCGAAAAAGAAGAGUGCUUUUUUCUAAAGCGCAGACAUACGAAUUAGAGAGAAGGUUUCGUCAGCAACGGUACUUAUCUGCUCCAGAAAGGGAGCACCUUGCAAGUAUUAUACGUUUGACCCCAACCCAGGUGAAAAUCUGGUUUCAGAACCAUAGGUACAAGACUAAGAGAGCACGUCAAGAGAAAGGACUAGACAUGAAUCCUCUGCCUUCUCCUCGUCGUGUGGCCGUUCCAGUACUAGUGAGAGAUGGCAAGCCUUGCCAGCCACCCAUGAAUGGCUUGGUUAAACACCAGGACUCCCAUUCUCAGUCCAUAGGACUACAAUCCCCUCAUAGUGAUUUACCGCCUAUUACAUCAUUAACAUCUCUGGCAGCAGCUGGAGUCACCAACAUUAGCAAUUGUGUCACAAACUCUUGCAUCAGUUCCUAUAACAUGAAUAUGAACAAUGUAGUGCCACCGUAUAAUCCGCAUUUGUUUCAACAUCAACAACGUUGGUGGUAGAUUUUUACCUACUUUCAGUUUUGAUGCCAAAAAAAUGGAAUAAAUAUUCCUUAAAACACAAAUAACGAAUCUUUGUCUAGAUCAAAAACUAGAAGAUAUGAAAAGUUUACUAAAGUUUAAGCAAUCAAAAACUAAAUAUAAUGUCCAGUGCUUUUAUCGUUCUCAGUCUGAUUGUUUUCACAGGUUAACUAAAGUUCAUUAAAUAUUUCCUGAUAUGCUACAAUUUGGAAUAUAUUCUGUUUUAAAAGAGUCACACGCAACGAAAAGUACUGGAAUAUUUGUUCUAGAAACUUGUAUACUUGCUAAUCCAAAGAUCAAAGGGUCAAACUUAUUUGAUUAGGUUGGGUUAUUUGAAUAUGACAAAGCCUUAAGGGCUAUCUGCCUAAGAGGAGGGAUGUCUUCUUGGAGCCCAUUCUGAAAAAAAAAAUGGCUUGGAUUCAUGUUACGCGUGAAGAAAAUCACAAAAAAAUCGGCCAUGCAAUCACCCUGUUCACCUGGGUUUGAACCCAAGCCAGGUCAAAAUACCAGUAUUCAGCGGUUAACACUGGGUCACUGGUGGGUCUAUAUGGUACUUAAAAAUUACUUUUAUAAAUUUUCUCUUUCUGUGUUAUUUUAUUUUAUGAAUAAUGACUCAAGAUAUGGUGCCAUUUUUAUUUUAUUAGCAUUUUAUAUUUUUAAAGCUCUCUACGUACAAUCAUGCAUUGUUGAAAAUUCAUUAUCUCAUUGAUAGAUAUAUCUUCAUUAAUUCAGUUACACUGAAUUAUGAGAGUUCAUUUUGUUACUUUUUAAUUGUUCAUCUGCUGUCAUAUGUAAUGAGAUUUAUCAGUUAAGCCCUUUUUUUUUUUUUUUUUUUUUUUUUUUUUUAACUAGAAAGAAAUUUUUAGGUAAACUCUCAAUGAAAACAUUGUAAUAAAUUACAAAAAUCCCGGUUAGUCAUUACAUUAUUACAUUAUCAUUCUGGCAGUAAAUAUAAUGAGGAAAACAAGAUUGGAAUUCAAUACUAUACUUCCAUUCUACCUCAUUUACAAUAUUGUGGUAAUUUGAAUUAAGAUAUUUUACAUGACUUCUUUUGAAAAUUUAUCUAAAGAAGCAUGAACACAUUUACUUCAAUGAAACUUUUUUAAUUUUGAAAAUUGUUUUAUAAUCUGAAAUAUUGAUCUAAUAUAUGCCUUUUAGUUAAAUUUGAAAUAUCAUUCUAGUCUGUUGUUUAUGAUGGCAUAUGAUUAUAGUCACUGCACAGAUACAGUAAUCAUUAUAAAUGAUAACAUUUUGUUUGUCCACCGCUUUUGUAGCCUUUAUGUGUUGUAGAGCAUUUUGUGUCAUCGUCGUUUCACUUAGAUUAGUUUUUAGCCAGUUUUAUAGGCAAGUUCAUUUUGCGAAUGUAUUUUAUUUGUAAAUAACAAGUAAGAAGUUAGUGGAUAUUAUAUGACUGUAUAUGAAGACAGCAACAUCAUAACGCAGAACAAAUUUGUUCAAGAUAAAUAAACUUAUAUGACUUAUGAUUCAGAGGAUAAUGAAAUGAAUUAUGUUUUAUUGUAGAAAUGUAUACUUUCCGAUUAACCGUAUAAAAAUGUUAGUAUGUAAUAAAUUUUUAUUUGUACUAA